Messenger RNA from Danio aesculapii, 9793 nucleotides. Its product is annotated as msx2-interacting protein. The transcript has 15 exons. Gene Ontology annotation, cellular component: nucleus. NCBI's taxonomy places the organism in Eukaryota, Metazoa, Chordata, Actinopteri, Cypriniformes, Danionidae. Gene Ontology annotation, biological process: regulation of transcription by RNA polymerase II. Gene Ontology annotation, molecular function: mRNA binding. Bases 114 to 9545 code for a protein of 3143 amino acids. The record is from RefSeq and is a predicted model, not a curated record.
ACGGCCGCGAGAUCUUUUUCCUCACACGAGCUAGCAGUGGAUUUUACCUCACGGCCGGAGAUUAAACGACGCGAAUGCGCCUAUGUGCAUGAACGGGACACGGUCGACGCAGGAUGGUUCGGGAAACCAGACACCUCUGGGUGGGGAAUUUACCCGAACAUGUUCGCGAGGAGAAGAUUGUGGAGCAUUUUAAACGGUUUGGCCGUGUGGAGAGCGUCAAGGUCCUGCGCAAGCGCGGCUCUGAGGGCGGCGUCGCUGCCUUCGUGGAUUUCGUCGAUAUUAAAAGCGCUCAGAAGGCGCACAAUGCGGUCAACAAAAUGGGGGACAGGGACCUCCGCACCGACUACAACGAGCCGGGGUCCGUGCCAAGCGCCGUGCGGGGUCUGGAGGACGCGACCCCCUCCAGCAGUCACACAAGGGAGGUUGCGGGAUUCUCGAGGGCCACCGUGGGGCCGGUGUACGGGCCUCCGGUGUCUCUCCACACCAGAGAGGGGCGCUAUGAACGCAGACUAGACGGCAGCAGCUCGGACAGCCGUGAGCGGGCAUACGACCACAGCCCAUAUGGACACCAUGAGCGCAGCGCUUCCUUCGACCGGCCACGCCACUACAACGCAGAGUACUACCGGGACCGCUCUCUGUUUGCGUCUGGGGUCAGCUCCAGCCCGGCCGCUAGCACCAUCAGCAGUGGCUUCGACGCACCGGAGACUCACUUCGAGUCUCGCAUUCGUGACUCUUUCCCUCUCUCCAGUUCUGCUCGCCGUGACCCAUACCGGGACGACAGGGGGCGGCGGGCGGACCGGACCUACCAUCACCAUCGGCGGAGCCGAUCCUCACACUCCUCACAGUCGCGGCACCCAUCGCCCCAGCGGAGCACAGGGCAGACCCCGAAAGCUGCUCACUCACCCAAGAGAUCAGCCCUGUCCCCCAGCCGUGGCCCACCGUCACGCUCCCGCAGCCAGUCCUCCAGCUCCGACUCAGUCAGCAGCACCAGCAGCACCGGCAGUGGCAGCAGUGACUCCAACAGCAGCUCUAGUGAAGGGUCUCGAGCACGCUCAGUGCAGUCCACGGCGACACACGCUCCUCCGGCUAAUACUGCGCUAACACUGGACAACGACGAGCCGCGCAGGAGCUUCGGCAUCAGAGUUCAGAACCUGCCCACACGCUCCACAGACACCAGCCUGAAGGACGGGCUGUUCCAUGAGUUUAAGAAGUAUGGGAAGGUGACGUCGGUGCAGAUUCACGGUGCGUCGGAGGAGCGCUACGGCCUGGUGUUCUUCCGGCAGCAGGAGGACCAGGAGAAGGCGCUCAGCGUGUCCAAGGGGAAGCUGUUCUUCGGGAUGCUGAUCGAGGUCACGGCCUGGAACGGCCCUGAGACGGAGAGCGAGAACGAGUUUCGCCCCCUGGACGGACGCAUCGAUGAGUUCCACCCGAAGGCCACACGCACGCUGUUCAUCGGGAACCUGGAGAAGACCACCAACUACCAGCAGCUGCUCGACGUCUUCCAGCGCUUCGGCGAGAUCGUGGAUAUCGACAUCAAGCGGGUCAACGGCGUUCCCCAGUAUGCCUUCGUGCAGUACUCGGACAUCGCCAGUGUGUGCAAAGCCAUCAAGAAGAUGGACGGAGAGUAUCUGGGCACUAACAGACUGAAGCUGGGCUUUGGGAAGAGUAUGCCGACGGCGUGUGUGUGGUUGGAUGGUCUGACGUCUAAUAUCACAGAGCAGUACUUGACGCGACACUUCUGCCGCUACGGCCCCGUGGUGAAGGUGGUGUUCGACAGGCUGAAGGGGAUGGCGCUAGUCCUCUACAACAACACUGACUUCGCUCAAGCUGCCGUUCGAGAAACCAAAGGGUGGAAGAUCGGAGGAAACAAGAUUAAGGUUGAUUUUGCCAGUCAGGAGAGUCAGAUGGCCUUCUACCGCUCUAUGCAGGCGUCAGGGCAGGACAUCCGGGACUUCUAUGAUAUUCCAUCAGACAGGAGAGAUGAGAGGAGAACUCCAUAUCAUGACUUUCCAGCGGAGCGGGCAUACUACGAGAACGUAAGGACUCCCGGAAUUUACGCCGAUGACCCCCGUCGAGAAUAUGCUGGUCGAAGUCGUGAACGCUUCACAGAAUUGGAUCACUACCAAGGAGACCACUUCGAUCCCCGCUAUCACGAGGACCAUCGCGAAUACAGAGACUACAGGGACCCGUUUGAGGCCAUCACCAAGUACAGCUACAUCCAGCGGGAGCGAGAACGGGAGCGUGAGCGGGAGCGAUUCGAGGCGGAUCGGGGCCGAUGGAGCCCGUCUCAUCAGCGGAGGGCCUUAACUCCAUCUGCUUCACCUUCACCGUCUGAACGAGUGGCUCGAGAAGCUGAGAGACGAGUGUACAGACGUUCUUCUGAGAGAUCUGGAAGCUGCAGCUCGCUCUCGCCACCCCCGGCUCCCUUUGACAAACCUGAGAAAUCACCAGUGGAGUACAAAUCAGAAGGACUGGAGCGAGAUGUGGAGCCAAGCGAGGGCGAGCGAGUGAGCGGCGCAGAGAAGAAGAGAGGUCGACGCAAAGAGAAGGCAGAGCGAGAGAAAGGGGAGAAGGCCAAGCAGAGGAGAGGCAGAGCACAGUCUCCCAGCAUACCUCUGUCGGAGGCCGAGAAGGAGGCCAGUCUGGAUUUGAGUUCAGGGAAACUGAAAGUUUCAGAUGUAGAUAGCCUAGAAAGACAAAAGCAUAAAGCGGACAAAGAGAAAGAGUCAUCCCCUACAGACCAUGUGAUUCGCCUUGAGUCUCAAAAAGGAGAGCGACUUGAACAGAGUAAGAGUGAGUCUUUGGACAGGGACAGCAAAGGAAAGACUAAGAAACAUUUAAAAGCAGACUCUGGAAGUGAUGGCAGGGAUUCUCUUGUAGAUUCUGAUAGACUUGAAGCAAGAAAGAGGCGAUUUGGUGAUCCCAGCGGAAAAGCCAUUGUAGUAAAACGGGGGCGUCUAGAGGAGGAUGCUAGUUUUGGAAUAAUCCAAGCUGCUGACUUUGCCACAAGUAUGGGAUUUGCUAAAGAUCCAGAUAUAGACAUGAAAGCAGAGAAGGAGGCACAAAAAAGAGAACACUCCAAAUCUAGGAGUGGUUCUCAUUAUGGUCAAAGAGAAGAGCUGGACAGCAUGAGAGGGUCAUCUCUGGGCCCAUCAUCACGGCUAGCCGAGUUACCUGAGGUGGAUGUCUUAGACUCAAAGUCUCACCCUGGGCCAAGUGUAUCUAGGCGAUUUUCAAAUGACGAGAAGGAUGGUAAGCUAAGGGAUGAAUAUCUGGAAAACAUUGACCUUUCUCAGAGUUACCGCAAACAGAUGGAGCAGAACAGAAGGCUUCGGCAGCAGCUGAAGGUGCCCGAUAAACCAGGAAAGCCAGAAACUCCUCAAGGUGCAGAUGCAGAGGAUCUGGAGCACCGUAGCCUUGUGCAUGAGGUCGGCAAGCCUCCGCAGGAUGUAACUGAUAAUUCCCCACCAACUAAGACCAAGAAACAAGAGACCUUUGAAAUGGAAAUGAGUGCCAAGAGGGAAAGGAUUUAUCGAACUGUCCGGCAAAAGAGUGAAGACCCUGAGUGGAAUAACACUAGCUCUCCCAGGUUUCAGCAUGUCCUCCAGCAAAGAGAGGACGAAUAUGCAGACCCUCGUACUCAAGUGUGUUUGAGAGAAGUAAAAGAGUCUUUAAAACCUGAAGAUAAUGCUCAGUCAGAUCUGGAGCUUGCCAGUAAAAGGAUUCAAAUGCCACAGAUGUCAAAGAUGAGUACAUCUUUACAAGAUGAGCAGCAGAGGCGCUGGGAGAGUCGACUAAAGCAAGACUUGUUACCAGACGUUUUACGGAGUUCUGAAAAAAGACGUCUCAAUCGCAAGUACCUGGAUUAUGGACUCUGGCCUGAUUUAGAACCAGGUGAGGUACGUUCUGAUUCAGAAGAGGAUCGUGAGAAUAAACCCAGCUCUCCUGCACCAUCCACUUCUGUGUCCCUCUCUGAACGGCAUCGUCCUGACAGAUUGUCAGAGUCCAAGCUAACACUUUUAGAGAGAAACAAAUUCCGUUCCUUUGCAGAUGAUCAGACAAUCACACCAGAUACCAAGGCUUUGCUGGAGCGUGCAAAGUCUUUGUCAUCCUCAAGGGAAGACAACUGGUCAUUGCUUGAUUAUGAUUCACAUUUUGCCAGUUUCAGAAUUAGAAAGGACACGGAAAAGGUUGAGGUGACACCACGACCGACUCCCUCAUGGUACAUGAGAAAGAAGAAAAUGCGAAGCGAGUCUGAUGACAAAAUAGAAGAUCGGAAAGAAGACCCAAAACCUGAAGAACAGGAGAGAAGAGAAUUGUUUGCAUCACGUUUUUUGUAUAGUUCAAUUUUUGAGCAAGAUUCAAGGCGUCUCCAGCAUCUGGAAAGAAAGCAUGAAGACCCUGAACAUGGUGCUGGAUAUCCAUACUCUCAGCAAGGCCCAGCAGAUGGGCAGCCUGACCCAGAACCAGUUGUGCUUUUCCAUAGCCGCUUUUUGGAGCUAACAAGAUUACAGCAACAGAAGAAUAAAGAACAAAGCCACCCAGAUUCCAAACAAGAAGAAAGUAUAGAUGCAAACAGUAGAAAUAAAACACCAGAGCAAGAACAGGCAACACAGCAGCAAAAUUCUACAGAACAUAACAUCCAUCAAAGUGAGAUCAAAUCAAUCACUCCUGUUCAAGUUCUUCAGACUAGUCCUGUUACAGCUCCUCAAAUAUCACCACCUGUUUUAGUGGCCAAAGAAUCCCUGCCAUCUGUGGAAGCAGAAUGUGUAGAUACUCCUGCCUAUAAUUUGCUUGAUUCGUCUGUGAAAGAGGAAGAUAAAGAGCAUGAGCAGCCCUCAGUUCUCCCAUUACAGCCUUUGAUUGAGAAACCCUCAGAAUCUAGCUCUUCUGAAUGCCAAGAGUCUAAGAUCCCAGUAGAGGACAUUUCACUGAAAUCUGAUGAUUCUGAAAAUGCUCAUAACACCAAUAAAGAGGUUGCAGAGCAGCUCUCAAGGACUGAAACUCCAACCAGUAAUACAAAACCUGAAUCUGAGUCUUCGGUGAAAUGUCCUGAAUCUCCUAGCCCCCUCUCACAUGUACCUGCAGAACAAGAAAAAGAACCUCAGCCCGCUGUUGCUGAGGCUGAAUCUAACAAUACAGAGGGUCAGAAAUGUGCUGAUAAUAAUCCAGUUGAAGAAGCGGUGUCUCCACCUCCAAAGUCAAGAAGUAAGAAGACUAAAACCACACCUUCCACACCAGUCACCGCAACUCUGCCUGCUACUCCAGACAAGCAAAGCACUCGCAAAAGUGAGCGCAUUGACAAAGAAAAGAUGAAACGUUCAUCUUCUCCAAGGGGAGAGGCAUCCAAGCCCGUACCUGAUUCAAAGUCAUUAAGUAAGUCUCCUGUGCACAGUGUGGAGAUGGAGCAAGGUACAGAGCAAAACUCACCGCCAGGGAGGGCAAGACGUAGGAAUGUACGAUCUGUCUAUGCUACACCAAUUGAUGAUGAUUCUGCUUCACAAGCUACUAAAGAUGCUGAGUCACCUCGCGGUGCACGGAAACGUGGCGUAGACAGAGAUGUGGGUUCUGAUGUAGAGCCGGUUACUCGACCACACACCACGAAACGUGGACGCCCACCCAAGAAUCGACAACCGGCAGAGGAUGUACCAAUGGGAAAAAGUGAACGGUCAAAAUCAACUCUGUCAAAGGAGUUGGAUGGGAGCGAGAAAAGCAAUGAGGGAACAAUCAAAGUGGGUAAAGGCAAAUUUUCACCCCUCUCACAAAAAGGAGCCAAUUCAGGAAAUGUAUCAGUGUCUGGAAUUGGGAAAAAAGGGGACAACAUUGAGAAAAUAGCAGAAAGUUCUAAAGCAGUAACUGAGGAAAACUCUCUCGUUCUUAAAAACCUUAGAAUCAGGCUUGAUGUGACCGAGGUAAAGGCAAUUCUUCAAACCAGUGAAGAUGAGCCUGGAACUGAUGAUUCUCCCAAAAAGAGCUCACCGGGUGUAUCUUCGAAGAAUGAUGAGAUACUAGAAGCCAAACUUGAAAAUGAUGCUGUGAAUGAUGUUAAUAGUGAAAAGCAGGCUUUACCUGCUGCAACGCAAGCCAUGGAGCCACACAUCACUUCACGGUCCCGAGAGCUGGAGCUAGAGCAAGCUGUUGAGCAUAUUGCAAAGCUAACAGAAGAUGCUUCUCCUAUUCAAUUCAAAAGUAACUUGCCAAAGGCACAGCGCUCAUUGGCAACAGAACCAGAGCGUGACUCAGAAGAUGAAAAGCCUUCAAUUCCAUCUAAUGAAAAAGAGCUUGCUGAUGCUAUAGAUUCCAUUACUUCAGAAGACACCGCUUGUAGCCUGCCACAAGAGCAAAUUGUAAGUUCUGUUGUAGAUUCAGAUCCUGAUAUGCAGGCUCUUGAGUCUGGUUCAAAAGUAACUGAAGCUUGUGUGAGCGCAGCAGUUGUUCAGGAGGAGACCAUAGCCACUCCUAGAAAAGGAUGCAAAGGUAGAGCAAAAGCUCCAAAAAAGGGCAGAGGCCAAAAGGGUGCUGGAAGCAAAAAGGAACCUGUCAAAGAUACAGCUAUUGAUGCUGAAAAAAUUUGUGUAAAGUCACCUGAAUCAGUCCCUUCAGAUCUUCCAAUCAUCACUGAAAGAUCACCAGUCAGUAUAGCUGAUGCAAGUUUAACUAAUGCAGACAAACCAAACGAACCAGAGUCACCUCUUAAGACAGAGACUGAUGUCCCAAAAUCAUCUCUCGCUAUCAGCAAAAGCCCAACAUCAUCCAAAUACCAGCCUUAUACCGACAAAAAUACAUCUCCUGCUCUAUCUCCAACAAGAACUUGUCUCAAGAAUUUGUCUUCAUAUCCAAACAGGCCUUCUGUUUCUCCAACAGAUCGUUUAAAUCAGCAGAAAGAUGCUGGGGUCCUCUCACCUUUGCUGAGCUCUGCAGCCCCAAUGGAGAGCCCAAUCUUACACUCAGACACCCCUUUUCAUGAUGCCAGCUCAGGUGAUUUGUGUAAAGUCCUUCCAAAGCCUAGAACUGCCCCGGUGUUGGAAAUCGGCUCUACAUCUGGAAACAUUCAUGCUGUUUCUAUAAGGGACUUUAACGUUACACCAGAUGUGGUAACCAGCAAAAGUGCUCCACAAGAUAAUAGGCAAUCCUCUGUUUCAGCCCAACCUGUUGUUCGACAGCCUGCUUCUAUACCAUCUCCAGAGAUAAAACCGAUCUACAGUGAGAAGUCGGUGAUUUCAGUUAUUGCUUCCACUCCUACUUCUGUCAUCAGUCGAGUUUGCAAUCCCCUUGACUCGGAGGAGAAGCCAAAUACUCAAACUGGAAAUCCCUUUCUUGAGAAACAACCUCCCAAACAGAUUUACCAGCCAAGUUUGGAGGAAAGCAGUAUUUGUCAUGGUCCAACAGUUGGGGAGGAUGCUAGUCGCUAUAUUACAGAUAGCACACUUUUGAGCACAGGCUCCAGCACUGGACUCCGGGUUCAGACGUCAGAAGGUGUGGUGGUGCUGAGUCAUUCUGGCCAGAAGAUGGAGGGGCCACAGCGGAUAAGUGCCAAAAUCAGCCAGAUCCCACCAGCUAGUCCAAUGGACAUUGAGUCACAGCAACUGGUGUCCAUGCACCCAAUCAAGCAGGAACUUUACAGUGCUUCCUCUCAGCCACCAUCAACAAAAUACCCACUUGCAUCAGAGCAUGGACAUUCGAUAAAACCACAAUCCAAUAUUUCCACAAUAAAGCAAGAGUCUGCUCUAGACAAAUCUGAAUCUGUUUACUCUUCAGUUCAAAGCGGAGUAGUUAAAAUAUUGCAACAAACUCCGGGCACAUCACAAGUUAUGAGUUACCAUCCUGCAGAAUACCCCAUAGUAAUGAAGCACCCCAAGAAGGGAGAUAAUCCAGAGUCCCUUGGCAUGGAGGGUGGGAAACCUGCCUGGGUUCCAACUAUUAGUCCUACUUUAAGCCCACAUCUUCCCUCAGCAACCAGUAAUCAUGUAGGGUUCAUUACCGGCACAUCAAAGCAGGAACCAAGAUCACCCAGGAAGUCUGGUCACCCUCAUUCUCCUUUUGCCAAAGUGUCAUCUCCUAUUGGCUCUUCAUCUCCUAAAGGUGUGUCUAUGGUCCUUCCGCCUGGACUACCUCUGUCCCAGUACGUUUCCACUGUGCACCACUCUGAGCAGUCAGUGAUUAUGCCUCCACACAACGCUCACGGUAACAUUGGAAGGAUGUCGCCACACCGCGUCGGCCCAAUGGGACACAUUCCUCAGGGUGACGUGAGAGUGAAUACUCCUCCUCUAUCUAUGAUGAACUAUGCCAUUCACUCCGAGAGCCUGACCCCCUCCUGGGCUCCUGGCCAGCAGCGUCCUACAUCUCCCCAGGCUGUAGCUAACAGGGAAAUGGUCCUGAAAGUCAAUUCAGCCACUGCAAGAAGCCAUGAUGGAGGGGAAGAUGAGGCCAGACGUUUCCAUGCAGCUCAUGGAAGACCAACGGCGGCUCACCUGAAACCAGAAUCUAUACCAGCAGAAUAUCGCGGAGCUCUUCACAGCAGUUUACAGCUCGACCGAUUCAACAUGUCACAGAGAGACAUGAGAGUUCUUCUGCACCACCAGCAGAGCGACCGCCCUGCAGCAGAACUGCACCAGGGGCACCUGUCCGACACCCUGCCCGCCGCCUCCACACCCACCAGCAUGGCGGCAUCGCUUUCCCCUCGUCCACACCUGCUGGCGAAAGCCACGUCAGAGAAGGACCCCUUGAAGAUCUCUGAGCUGAAGAGACCUCUGUCUCCUCCGGGGAAGGAGGGUAUGCUGGCUAUCCGUACUGCAAUGCCACACAUGGCCUCACCUCAGAGAGUCCAGCUGCUGCCUGCAGGAGCAGGGCCGUCUUUCCCUGAAUAUCCAGCCAUGUACACAAACCUGCGGCCUGCCCAUGGUCAGUUUGUUGACAGUUCUCCAAUGGGGAUUAACCAGCCUGCGCUCAGCAUCACACCCACACAGGGUGUCCAGGAGCCAGAGUCCAGUCAGGCACAAGCUGAAACUAAAGCAGAGCUAACUUCACACCAGCCAGUGAACAUGGUGCAGCUUCUGACGAAAUACCCAAUUGUAUGGCAAGGCUUGCUGGCGCUGAAGAACGAUACGGCAGCGGUUCAGCUGCACUUCUUGUGUGGAAAUAAAGCUCUUGGUCUGCGUUCUCUGCCCCUGCCGGAGAGCGGAGGAAUCCUGCGCAUCGUCCAGAGAAUGCGUCUGGAGGCGCAGCAAUUGGAGGGAGUCGCUCGCAGGAUGACGGGUGAGAGUGAUUUCUGUCUGCUGCUGGCGAUGCCCUGCGGUCUGGACCAGGAGGAUGUGCUGAACCAGACACAGGCACUCAAAUCUGCCUUCAUUAAUUACCUGCAGGCCAAGCUGGCGGCGGGCAUCAUCAAUGUGCCCAACCCCGGCUCCAACCAGCCGGCGUUCGUCCUGCAGAUUUUCCCGCCGUGUGAGUUUUCGGAGAGUCACCUGUCCCGCCUGGCUCCAGAUCUGCUCAGCCAGAUCUCCAGCAUCUCCCCACACCUGAUGAUCGUCAUCACCUCCGUCUGAACCGUACCUGUGUGUGUGUGUGUGUGUGUGUGCGCGAGAGUGUGUGUGUGUUUUUAAUCGCAGCGGUGCCCGCAGACGCACUGAUCAUGGAGGACUGUACAUAUUUUAAAUAUUUAAAGGUUUGCGGCGGCCGGACGAGCAGAGACUGACUGAUGCUGAAUGAUGAACUGUAAAUACUGCGGCCGCUGCGUCAGGCGGCACUUCACACUUUCUUACUCAAAUAAACAAAAAUGACCAGAAAAAACAAA